Molecule: messenger RNA, 2140 nt
Organism: Pristis pectinata (smalltooth sawfish)
Lineage: Eukaryota; Metazoa; Chordata; Chondrichthyes; Rhinopristiformes; Pristidae
Gene: rnf5
Product: ring finger protein 5
Exons: 6
Coding region: 136-753 (205 amino acids)
Biological process (GO): ubiquitin-dependent protein catabolic process
Cellular component (GO): endoplasmic reticulum
Molecular function (GO): ubiquitin protein ligase activity; metal ion binding; ubiquitin-like protein conjugating enzyme binding
Source: RefSeq, a predicted model, not a curated record
GACAACGGAAUAAGCCAUUGGAGAGUCGGCGCCGGCGGUAACCCGCUGAUUGACGUUAGGGCCAACCAAUCAGCGGUCGGUGCGGGGGGGGAGGUUUCCGGCGCGAAGGGGGCCGGUCGGUGUCAUUGUUCAGUCAUGGCGGCCGCUGCCGACGGCGGGGGGAAGGCGGCGGGGGGCGAGGAGCGGCCGGGGGAGGCCCAGGCCCAGGCCCCGGGACCGGCCCAGGCCCAGGCCCCGGGGGACAGGGCCAGCUUCGAGUGCAACAUCUGCCUGGACACGGCCAAGGACGCGGUGAUCAGCCUGUGCGGACACCUCUUCUGCUGGCCCUGUCUCCAUCAGUGGCUGGAGACGAGGCCGGACCGACAGGAAUGUCCCGUCUGCAAAGCGGGGAUCAGCCCGGAGAAAGUCAUCCCACUGUACGGACGAGGCAGCAGCAGCCAGCAGGACCCCAGACUGAAGACGCCACCCAGACCCCAGGGACAGAGAUCGGAGCCCGGACACAGAGGGGGCUUCCAGGGGUUUGGUGACACCGGAUUCCACAUGUCGUUUGGGAUUGGGGCUUUUCCCUUCGGAUUCUUCACCACAAUCUUCAACGCCAGUGAGAACCGGCAGAGAGCGGGCCGCGGACACAACCAGCCCAUCAAUGAGUGGGAAUCGUACUUCGGGGUCAACCGUGGAGCUGGCAACAACAACUGGGACUCGCUUUUCCUCUUCAUUGCCAUCUUCUUCUUCUUCUGGCUGCUCAGCGUGUGAGCCUCGGCAGGGAGCCGUCCGCUGCACACGCCCAGGGUGACAGUGUUCCCUCCUGUUGGUAAAUAAAGGACGGAUGUGAACCACCACUCACAGGCAGCCCAGGACAAUGCCCCACUCUGUUCCCCUCGCUCCUGGGCUCCGUCGGCUGUGACUGAUGCCACACCACUCGCUCGGGUCACGAGUCACAGCUCCCACCUCCUGCCCGGAGCCCUGCUCACUCAGCCCCUUCCCUCCCCACCGCCGGGCCAGCGGGGCCAAUCAGCAGACAUGUGGCAGCAGCACACAUCUGUCCGUCACACCGAGGCUGUCAUAGAACUGGUGGGGAGCCGUCCCUCCGUCAGGAUCCACUUCCCUCCCUCCCUGCCAUCCCUCCCCUCACUAUCCGCUGCUCUCUCUCCCACCCUCCCUCCCUGCCGUCUCCCCCCCACCUCACUAUCCGCAUCCCUCCCUCCUGUCCCCCCCCUCAGGAUCUGCUGCCGUGCCUGGGGGACGAUGGAGGGGAGGGACGCGACUCACAGGACCAGCCCCACCCCCCCAUGUCCGCCCCUGUUUGACCAAUAGAGACCCAGAGUGGAAGGAACACCACUCACGGCCAGGCGUGUUGCUGGAGCCCGGGCUUCUGGUGAGGCUGCUGCACCUCCUUGUUGUGGGGGCACUGAAGAAGGGGCACUUACACCGGGGCAGUGUGAGCUGUGAUCUUCGUGCAGCCAGGGUCAGCCCCACCUCAUCUGUGUUCAGCUUUAAUCCCACCCCCCAAUGGCUCUGCUCCCCUCCCCUCCCCUCCCAGUCCCCAGCUGUGGGUCGGGGCUCUCUGCAGCAUCCCCAAUGUGGCAGUCACACCUUGGUCACAGGUGAUCUCACCUCCACCCCACUGAAUCCAUUCGACCUCCAGCACCUCGGUGCCAGAGGAAUCUGCUUCACUGCCUGGAUAAUUCUAUCCCUGUAAAUACUUCUUGCACUUUCUCCUCUUGUCCUCAUUGUAAAUCAGAGAACUAAGUGUGGUCUAACCAAGGGUGUGUACAAAACCUGCCAGGGUUGCUGAACCUCGGAACUUGGUCCCACCCCGGAGUGUGCAAAGCCCACUCCCUGCUGGCCCUGCUCUGCUAGAGGAUGGGCUGAGGGGCAGCUGUGGGAUUCGUCUCCUCCCCCUCCCCCAGUGGACACUGGAGCGCAGUCCCAACCCUCUGGCUGUGGGCUCUGGGGUUCAGAUGGCACCGGCGCGGUCUGAAGCUGCUGCCAGUCAUUCUGUAAAAUGACGUGGAGGUUCUAUCAAUGAUUGUAACUUGACAAACUGUAGCUGGCACCGAUUUGGUGUGUGUGUGUGUGUGUGUGUGUGAGCACAUUUCUGCUUUCGUGAAUAAAUAAACCUUUGAUUACCAUGCUCAGA